Messenger RNA from Exophiala bonariae, 1335 nucleotides. RefSeq lists its product as uncharacterized. The transcript is spliced from 2 exons. Bases 1 to 1335 code for a protein of 444 amino acids. The record is from RefSeq and is a predicted model, not a curated record. Lineage: Eukaryota; Fungi; Ascomycota; Eurotiomycetes; Chaetothyriales; Herpotrichiellaceae.
AUGUCGGCCAACGGAACAGAAACAACUGCUCUGCCUCCUCUGGUUGGUGCAGCCCGGAAUCUACAUGAACCAGGUCUCCGCGCGGUCGCCUGGGCGGGUGUUGCGACCGCAGGUCUUUUCGUCUCAUUACGACUAUUCGCUCGAUACCGCGAGGCUGGUCACUUUUUUGCCGAUGACUAUUGGGUGGUUACAGCUUUUGCUGUCCUACUGGUUAAUGCAGUCCUACAACAUCUUCAAACACAUUCGCUCUACUAUGUCAUGGAAGUUUCGGCAGGGCGUCUACCAGUAUCCGAAGAACUAAUCAUCCAAGGAAACAUAUACGUGCGUUAUGAAUUUCCGAUCAUCGGGCUGAUGUGGACUGUGCUAUGGUGUAUCAAGGCUAGUCUGCUCGCACUGUUUUGGAGACUAUUUGAGGGUCUGCCUCGCUAUCGAAGAAUUUGGUGGGGAGUCGUUGUGUUCUGUAUUGGGUCAUACAUUGGCUGUUGGAUUGCAUCUGCAUGGACAUGCCAUCCACCAAGCACAUAUUUUCAAUUUGGCCAAUGUACGAAGCCCAUCGACGUCAAAGGUGGCAAUAUCAGUAUCUCCUAUUCCACCGCUGUCGACAUCAUAUCAGAUCUCGCCAUCAUGAUGCUACCUUUACGUCUCCUGCGUGACCUCCAAGUAUCUCGUCCUCAAAAAGUCGGCCUCGGCGUCGUUUUCUGUCUCGGAUUGGCAAUUAUUGCCGUCGCCAUCGUUCGGCUCACACAGAUCAUCGGAACUGAGCGUGCGGACCCAGUCGGCCUGGCUGUAUGGGGUCUCGUUGAGAGCACAGUCUCGGUGAUAAUCGGCUGUCUCCCACCUCUCAAAAGUUUUCUUGGAAAACAAAUUUCGAAGUUCACCGGGGCCAUAUACGCCUAUGGAGGCGGAGGAUACUCUGGCGGAAGACAUUCUGGCAGAAUUCAAGGCGGCUCGGGAAACAAACAAUCAUUCGCGUCCAGAUCUGGCAAGGAAUCAGACUCAAUCCCUCUCCAUGACAGAGCCACCGACGUGAAAGCCCUCAAGGACGGACAGAUUGUCGUCCAGAAAGACUUCGGAUGGUCGGCAGCAGGCGGCAGUGCGUUCGACAGGGGAUCCAGUGUUGAGACGACCGAUCUGGAGAGUCAAAAAGGUGGUGCCCAAUCGACCGUCGAUGAACAUUAUUACGGUGACGAAGUUAAAAUGAUGAAGCAGAGACAACACGUGGAUGAACGAGAGAUUGGUGUCGCGACGCCGAUGGGCAAACGAAUGAGCAAGAGAUCGUCGCAUGGACGACAGGUCAGUGAUGAUGGCAGGUCCAAGACCAGCUGGUUGCAGUGA